This is a messenger RNA of Pseudomyrmex gracilis, 1638 nucleotides long. Its product is annotated as thyrotropin-releasing hormone-degrading ectoenzyme-like. Lineage: Eukaryota; Metazoa; Arthropoda; Insecta; Hymenoptera; Formicidae. Gene Ontology annotation, cellular component: cytoplasm. The transcript has 8 exons. The record is from RefSeq and is a predicted model, not a curated record. Gene Ontology annotation, biological process: peptide catabolic process; proteolysis. The annotation marks the transcript as partial. Gene Ontology annotation, molecular function: peptide binding; zinc ion binding; metalloaminopeptidase activity.
UGUAUAUAAGACAAAUAUUUUAAGAAAGGAUAACGUUAUUCUUGAAAGCGUCUUAAAAAAUAGCACAUUCUAUGCACGAAUUCUUAUACGUGAUAUCGUCGGACGUCUCAGAAGCAUGUGGUACAAUAUCAUACCACAGUCAUAUGUUCAUUACUUAAUACUUCCAAUAACCGUAACUCAUUACGAAAAUAUACUAAUUCCUAGGAUGAUUUUCUUGAGUGAAGUUAACAUUAUAUACGACAAAGAAGUAGAUUCCCUUAUAAAAAAAAGAAAAGCAACAUGUUCGGUAGCACGUACUGUGAUACAAGAAAUGUUUAGUGAUUGGUUAGUUCCGUUUAGACAGUCUGAUCUUUGGUUUAUUGAAGGAUUUUCAACAGUAUACGGAGUUUAUAUUACCGAUCAGUAUUACAAUACAUCUUUACUAAAAUCGAUUGUGGUCCAAACACGACGGAUAUUUCUUGAUUAUAUAGAAGCAAUUACAUAUGAAUCUCCAUUUCGAGGAAAUUCACUUAUAUCACGCACUUCAACUUUUACUAAACUGUGGCGAGAAAAAGCAUUCAGUACUUUCUACAUGCUGAAUACCGUCUUUCAACAAGAUUUCCUAUAUACUUCUCUAUUUCAAGAAGCCGUACACUUAUAUUAUUACAGGAAGAAGACAUCAAAUAACACGUACAACAAAUUGUCACUUCUUGAUAAGUUAUGGAAUAGAAAUUUUGAGACGUAUUCUUUAUAUAAGAAUGUUUCAUACAUAAAAUUGUCAGAUAUCAAAAAUAUGAUAACUUCAUGGACAGCACAAAGUGGUUAUCCUGUGAUACAAGUAAACCGACACAAUGAUACACAGUCUGUGUCUGCAGAGAUUAGAGACUGUUUUGACGUUAAUUCCACUGUCAAAACACUGUGCAAACAAAAAUGGUGGAUACCUGUAACUUUUAAAAAAUUAUUAAACACACAAGUUCUUGCCACUUAUUAUCAUAUCCUAAAACCAGACAGUAAAAUGUUUAUAUCUCUACUUUAUGAAAAUCAGAUUACCAUUGUCGUGGACCAGUUAGGAUAUCGCGUAAACUAUGAUCGUUAUUCUUGGAAGAACAUUGCUUUUUUUCUUAAAACUGGAGGGUCUGUGAUCGCAGAAUUGUCUGACGUCACUUUAGCACAACUUCUAGACGAUGCUUUUUAUUUUUUGGUGCAAAAUACGAAGUAUAACGAAAAUUAUGUUCCAGAUAAAAUUGACCUGGACAUAUAUCUUGAACUUGCAAGCAGUAUAUUUCACGUAAACAAUUCCUAUACAGCGUGGUAUCCUGUACUUAUUGCACUUGAAAACAUGUCGAAGAUUGUUCCGUUCCCAGAAAGUGUUCUUUCAAGAAAUAUCAAGAAUAAACUCCUAGAAAUAUUGAAUAAGUUUCUUGAUGACAUAUCAUAUACACAUUCUUCGGAAAAUAGUGCCAAUAAUCAAUUCUAUCAUGAAGUUUUAAAAUGGACAUGCAUCCUUCGUAGUUUAAAGUGCAAAGAACAUGUUAAUGGAAUAUUAAACUGGCAUUUUAAUCAUCCUACACAAAACAAACUGUUGCCAAGUUGGCAGAAGUGGAUAUAUUGCCAAAGACUAAUGUUAGACACGGUCACUUAUGAAACGUCUGCUGUGUG